Molecule: messenger RNA, 1401 nt
Organism: Gracilinanus agilis (Agile Gracile Mouse Opossum)
Lineage: Eukaryota; Metazoa; Chordata; Mammalia; Didelphimorphia; Didelphidae
Gene: SLC46A2
Product: solute carrier family 46 member 2
Exons: 4
Coding region: 1-1401 (466 amino acids)
Biological process (GO): transmembrane transport
Cellular component (GO): membrane
Molecular function (GO): transmembrane transporter activity
Source: RefSeq, a predicted model, not a curated record
AUGGACCAGGCGUCGAGGAAGAGCUGCCCGGGGACAGGCAUGAUGCGGACCUGGAUCGAGCCGGUGGUCGCCUCGGCGCAGGUGGCAGCUUCUUUCUAUGAUGCAGGGCUGCUGCUGGUGGUCAAGAAUUACUACAACCUUUCCAGUUUCUCUAACCACACCAACACCUCCACGCCCAGAGGGGCCAACGAGGAUGCCCAACAGAAAGCCAUCUCCAACUUCUACAUCAUCUACAACCUCGUGGUGGGUCUCACCCCGCUGCUCUCAGCUUACGGGCUGGGGUGGCUCAGCGACCGCUACAACCGGAAAAUUUCCAUCUGCGUCCCCCUCUUGGGCUACCUCCUCUCCCGCCUCCUCCUCUUGCUGAAGAUCUUAUUGGACUGGCCGGUAGAAGUGAUGUAUGGGGCGGCAGCCCUGGCAGGACUCUCAGGGGGCUUCACGGCUUUCUGGUCUGGUGUCAUGGCGCUGGGCUCGCUGAGCUCCUCCAAGGGCCGCCGCUCGGUGAGGCUUAUCAUCAUUGACUUGAUCUUGGGUCUGGCAGGCUUCUGUGGGAGCAUCGCUUCCGGGCACCUUUUCAACUUGCUUCGAGUGGGCAACCGGCAAGGUGUCGUCCUUGCUGUCUCCAGCGUGGGCUGUGCCACGUUCGCUUUCCUCUAUAGUCUCUUUGUCCUCAAAGUCCCAGAGCCCGAGGUCAAGCCCAGUAAAGCCUUUGGCGUGGUGGACACCGUCUCUGGGACCAUAGGCACCUAUCGCACCUUGGACCCCGACCAUCCAGAGAAGAGGGGAGGGGUGGUGGAGCUUCCUUCCUUGGGGAAAGGAGAGCCUCGAAAAGCUAUCAUUGCUCUGCUCUUUGCAGGGGCCAUCAUUUAUGAUUUGGCCGUGGUGGGCACAGUGGAUGUCAUGCCCCUUUUUGUGUUAAGGGAGCCACUGAGCUGGAACCACGUCCAAGUGGGCUACGGGAUGGCAGCUGGCUACACCAUCUUCAUCACCAGCUUCCUGGGAGUCCUGGUCUUUUCUAGGUGCUGUCGGGACACUACCAUGAUCAUGAUAGGGAUGGUCUCCUUCGGAGCCGGCUCACUCCUCCUGACCUUUGUGAAGGAAACCUACAUGUUCUAUAUUGCCCGGGCUGUCAUGCUGUUUGCUCUCAUCCCCAUAACCACCAUCCGAUCGGCACUGUCCAAGCUCAUAAAGGGAUCUUCAUACGGAAAGGUGUUUGUGAUACUGCAGCUGGCACUGGCCCUCACUGGGGUGGUGACAUCCACGGCAUUCAAUGAGAUCUAUCAGCUCACCAUGGAUAAGUUCACUGGCUUUUGCUUCGCCCUAUCAUCCUUCCUUGCCUUCCUGAGCAUCAUCCCCAUUGGAGUUGUGGCCUGCAAGCAAGGAGAGAUCACUGAGAAAUGA